AAAACAGAUAACGCGCCAUAUUUUUCCACGUGACGUGACGUAUCAGUGUAAAUUGACGCUUAAAGUUUGUGUUUUGAGAAAUCUCGAGUUCCCUUCGCCUCUGAUUUAAACACUAAAGAAUUUCAAUUCAUCAAUUCGACGAAACCCCAUAUCAAAGAGCCAAAUCGUUUCUUUCAAACGCAAUAUCGUUUUUAGUUCGAUUUCGAACUGAAUGUAAAGGCAAAUUUUCGCGGUUACGUUUGUUGUGAUGCUGUUCUAACCUCAAAAAGUUUCGAAGAGACUUUUUUAAUGUUCUCCUACCGUUUUAAAUUUAUAUAUCACGGUCGUUUUUCAUCGGUGUUAUGUGUUAUGAAAUCAAGGGUUUUGUAAAUCGUCCAAGAAAAUGGGAGACGUAGCUACUGUUAACAAUGAAAACAAGGAGGCGUCUUCAUCUCCUAGCAAAGACAAACUUUUCGAUCCUUCCGUUGAUAUGCUUGUUAAUGAUUUCGACGACGAACGAACUUUAGACGAGGAAGAAGCUUUAGCUGCUGGCGAAUCCGAAGAUCCUUCUGUUGAGUUAAACCGAUUACAAAAAGAAAGUGAUAUGCCUUUGGAAGAGUUAUUGGCCUUAUAUAAUUAUCAAGGUGAAAAUCAAGAAAAUGAGAGCCCUGUUGAAGAUGAUGUCGAGCAAGGGGAUACCAUUGAAGAACAAGAAAUGGAUAUUGAACCACCAAUGGCACCAUCUAAAUUGUCUCAGUUAUAUGGACCAAUCCCCGAAACCGAUCAGGAUCCUUCAAGGCUUUUAAGAUGUUCAAGGGUUAGUGAGGAAGAAGAAGAAGAUUACGACUACAGCCCAGACGAAGAUGAUUGGAGAAAGGUUAAUAAGACCAUUAUGGUCGGAAGUGACUAUCAAGCCAUUAUACCAGAAGGGUUAUGUCACUACGAUGAUGCCCUACCAUAUGAAAACGAAGACAAGCUUCUUUGGGAUCCUAAAUUGUUGGAAGAAAACGUCGUGGAAGACUUUUUACGGAAAGGAAACACCAGUAAGUCACCUAUCCCGUUGGGCACCCAACUUCGCGAUGACGAGCAAGCCCUGUAUUUGCUGCAACAGUGUGGCCAUAAUACCGAGGAGGCAUUAAGGCGUAUCAGGAUUAAUGUUAUACCAAAUUCGGAUACUAUGAGUUUGUGGUCUGAGGAGGAAUGUAGAAAUUUUGAAGCAGGGGUUAGGUGUUAUGGAAAAAAUUUUCGAUUAAUACAACAAAAUAAGGUGCGAACAAGAUCUGUUGGGGAAUUGGUGCAAUUUUAUUAUUUAUGGAAAAAAUCGGAGCGGCACGAUAUAUUCGCGAAUAAAAACCGUUUGGAGAAGAAAAAAUACACGCUCCAUCCGGGUCUGACGGAUUUUAUGGACCGAUUUUUGGAGGAUCAGGAUGGUCGUGAUCGAAGUUCGUCGCCAAAUAUUCAGGUAAAUAGUACUGAGACGAAAAAAUCUUCGGAAAAUCUCCCUAUUGUAAAUAAACCGCCUCCAGACGCAUAGCGGAACAGAAUUUUCUCAAUGUUGUUAAGAAACACUUAAACUUUAUUUCCAAUAUUGAAUUAUAAAUUGAAUUAUACAACUUUUCUGUUGAUUACUAGUCGAUUGUUUUUGUGUUAAGUGUUGGUAAGAACCUUAUUGGUUUUAGUAGAUUAAAAAAAAUGGGUUUAUCAAAGCAAUAAUAAAAUUUAAUUAAAUCAGGAAAUCUAGUGUAUUUUACCAACAUUUAAGAAUUCUUUAGAAAAGAAAUCGUGCAAGUUAUGUUUAUUAUUUAGUAUUAUAAACCUGUAAAUAUAAAAGAAAAAUAUUUUUGUCUGGUUUUGUCUAGAGAUUCUUUAUUCGAAAGUAUUACAAGAUAAGUAUAUAUAUAAGAAGAGAAU
This is a messenger RNA of Onthophagus taurus, 1890 nucleotides long. Its product is annotated as mesoderm induction early response protein 1. Gene Ontology annotation, molecular function: transcription corepressor activity; histone deacetylase binding. The record is from RefSeq and is a predicted model, not a curated record. Lineage: Eukaryota; Metazoa; Arthropoda; Insecta; Coleoptera; Scarabaeidae. Gene Ontology annotation, cellular component: nucleoplasm. Gene Ontology annotation, biological process: negative regulation of transcription by RNA polymerase II.